UGUCAUUCAUUGGACGGUAAUGAGGAAGUAGUCGGAUGUCACGAUGCUAUGCUAACUAGCCAAAUCUCAAUAGGAAAGUGUUUUUUUUUUUACAUGAGAUGUAUAAUGUAUGACUGAGACUCGGGUCGGAAGUGUUUGUAAUGAUACCGUUUACAUAUAUUUGUUCUGAAAUCAUGUUGUACAUCAUAUAAUUAGCCUUCGUUAGCAAAGUAAAUGGACAGUAAGCCACUGUGGAGCUAACGCAGCUAACAGCAGGGAGUUUUGUUUUACGUCGAAGCUUUUUAAGGUUAAUGGUUUAGUGCUACAACAUGAACGUAGACUCAGAGUAAACAAGACUCUGCAGCAAAGACCACACCGUCUGUGGACUCCUCCUCUGACAGUGUUGUCCAGCUGAGGACCGAAAGACUGGGGACACUUUUAGAGAGGAGACAGAGCUGCUGACCAAGGUGAAGGUUUCAGACCAGGAUUGUGAAAAGGAGAAUCCCGGGUGUACAGAGGAUGUCUGAGAUGAUGAAGGUUGAAGCAGAGGAGCCUGGACUAUGUCUGGCGUCCUCCAUACCUGCAGCAUCCACAUCAGAACUGGAGCAGAAACAAGACGACAAAGAUCUCACGUUGCCAGUCAAACAUCAAAUGUUGGUGAUUAAAGAAGAGGUUCCUCAUGGAUGGAGCUGCAGUUCAGACCAGGGUGAUCCAGAGCACACUCACAUAAAGAAGGAAGAGGAGGAACAGUGGAUCAAGAAGGAGGAAGACCAGUUUAUGGUUCAGGGUGAAGAAGAAAAAUCUCUAACAAAGCUCCAUCAAAUCAAAACUGAAGACCAUAGUGACACGCUUCCAACCAGCAGCUCAGCUGAACAGAAUGCAAGAGAACUGGAUGAAGAAGACAGUGAAAAACCAGAUUCAGUCAUGAACCAAGAUUCAGUAUACUCUUUUCCACAAAGUGAGGUGACAUAUCACAAAAAAGAUAAAAGUUCAAAACCUUCUUCCCCACUUGGAACUCAGAAUGAAACAAACACAGUAGAGAAGCCAUUUGGUUGUAAUGUUUGUGGGAAAAUAUUCAAACGUCAGCAUUCUGUUAAAUCACAUAUGAUAACUCACACUGCCAAUAUGGUCCCAGAACAUAUCUGUGAUCUUUGUGGUAAAGGCUUUAGAGUAAAGAAUCGUCUUCAGACACAUAUGAGAUUACAUACUGGGCAUAGACAAUUUGCCUGUGAUGUUUGUUGUAAAAAAUUUCAUACAAGGCAUAAUCUUAAAAGGCACAUGAGGGUUCAUUCAGCAGAUAAACCCUUUAAUUGUGAUAUUUGUGGCAGAACAUUUAAGGAGAUACAAAGUCUUAGAAACCACUUGUUGCUUCACGCUACAGAGAGACCAUUUGUUUGUAGUGUUUGUGAAAAAGGGUUUUUACGACAAUCAACUCUAAAAAGUCACAUGUGUAGUCACACGGGAGAGAGACCCUUCAUUUGUGGUGUGUGCAGUAAAGGAUUUUCACGGCAAGAUGGUCUUAAGAAACACAUGCGUGUUCACACUGGAGAGAAACCUUUUACUUGUAAUAUUUGUGGCAAAGAAUUUUCGCAAGCAAGUCAUCUGAAAAGUCACAUGCUCGUUCACUCUGAGGAGAAGCCAUUUACGUGUGGCGUCUGUGGAAAAGAAUUUUCACUGCAGAGUAACCUUAAAGUUCAUUUGUUUGUUCAUUCUGGAGAGAAGUUGUUUACUUGUAGUGUUUGUGGUAAAGGAUUUUCACAACUUAGUAGCCUUAGAAGUCAUUUAUUAGUUCACUCUGGAGAGAAGCCAUUUCCUUGUAGUGUUUGUGGUAAAGGAUUUUCAAAACAAAGUCAUGUCAAGCGUCACAUGAAUGUCCACACAGGAGAGAAACAAUUUAUGUGUAGUGUUUGUAGUAAACGGUUUGCUACAAAUGGUGAACUAAAGAAACACACAUAUGUUCACACUGGAGAGAAACCUUAUAACUGUAGUGUUUGUAAUAAAAGAUUUGCCCAAAACAUUAGUAGACAGAAACACAUGCGUGUUCACACAAGGUCAUUUACUUGUGGCGUCUGUGGGAAAGAAUUUUCACAGCAGAGUGAACUUAAAAUUCAUUUUCUUGUUCACUCUGAAGAGAGGCCAUUUACUUGUAGUGUUUGCGGUAAAGGAUUUUCAUACCAAAGUCAUGUCAAGCGGCACAUGCUUGUCCACACAGGAGAGAAACCAUUUAUUUGUAGUGUUUGUAGUAAACGGUUUGCAACAAAUGGUGAUCUAAAGAAGCAUACACGUGUUCACACAGGAGAGAAACCUUUUAUCUGUAGUGUUUGUAGUAAACGGUUUGCAACAAACGGUGAGCUACAGAAACAUACACGUGUUCACACAGGAGAGAAACCCUUUAUCUGUAAGAUUUGUGGAAAAAGAUUUUCACAACAACAUCAUAUAAAGAGGCACAUGCGUUUUCACACAGGAGAGAAAUCAUUCAGUUGUAGUGUUAUAAAAGAUUUUCAGAAAGACACAAGCUAAAGAGACACGUGCAAGUUCACGCUUAAACAUGGUGGUUGUAGUUCUCAAGCUUCCUCUUACAGUUGCUGUGCAGGAUAACUGAUCAAAUGUUAGUUUUUCUUGAGUGAGACACCUUUGAAUUAUUUCAUCAUACAGUAAGCAAAGAAUACAUGUUUUGUGUAUGAAUUUACAAUAUAGUCAAUGUUAAAAUUGAAUUUUAUUCCCUAGUUUAGUUUUCCCACUAAGUAAUAAAUUGAGGCCCAGCUAAGAUUGCAUUUACUCGGCCAAGUCAAGACUGUGGAGGCGGUGUGUGUGUGUGUGUGUAUGUUUGUGUGUGUGUGUGUGUGUGUGUGUGUGUGUGGGUGUAUGUGUGCACAUUAUUCCUUACCAUUUAGAGGGUGUUUAUUCCUUUUUCCAAAACCAAAAAGGAGUCUAGUAAAAUGUAAAAGAUGGAAAUGCGGCCAACUGCGGCCAACUUUAUAAGUAGCUAAACUCAACAGUGAUCAACAAGGAACUACCGUUAGUUGUCAUAUGAAGGUAACUCAGUUUUUGUUCAUAAAAUUGUAUGUUUAAUGGUUAUAAAGGGUAACGGAUGAUGCUACUUCUGCUGUGUUUUGGAUAUAUGUACAUUGCAACUUCUGGUUGCCUACGAAAACUGUUCACCUGUGUACCAAACGUAGAGCCCCCUGUUCGCUUUGUCUCCACUCCUUUAACCAACGCCUUUCUUUUUAUGUUUUUUUUCUCUGUUAAAAUUAGUCCAAAAUUAUCGGCAUUGUUCUUUCUCGCCGUCCAUGUUUAUAUUCUCUGAACUCAUGUUUAAUCUUGAGAGGUUUUGCAAGAUGUCCUGUCUGAAUGAUCCCAAGUGAAAUCUGUUUGUGUGUGGUGUGUUGUGCUUGCUGUUGACCCGACAUCACCCACGGUAUAAGCAAACCUGUCAUAUGUAAGACUGUUUUUUUUUUAAUCGUUACUUGUGAUGUCUCUCAGGCUUAGAAAAUGGGUUGACUAUUUUAAAAUCUUGCCGAGUGAACCAGCUUUUAGUUUGCUAUUUUAACUUAGGCUUUAACAAUGAUUUUUCCGUGGUUACCUUGAAAUAACUUUACUGGUAUGAUUCAACAUUCAUUAGGAAUUUUUUCCCCUUUUUGCAUUAAUGUUGGUAGAAAAGGCAAAAAUGCCCCUUUUAACACUGUGAGCUUCAUUAUCACCGUCUGUUGGUCGGGGGUUAGAGCAGCCUGGGGUACAGGGCGGAGCGAUCUUGAGUUGGCGUCACGUGAAUUGUGCCAUGUAGGUUCAUUGUUGGAGUUUGACCAGCAAUUGGCCAGGCGUUACUGUUAUGUGAGGCUAGUAGCCCAGCCCAGCAUAGUUAGGAUUGUUCUUUUUGUUUUGCACUCAUGCUCCUUUAAAGCUAUAGUUGGUAAUUCUGGUCAGAAACACCUUUGUUAUACUGGGUGAAAGGGCCCUUCCAUCCUAAAAGUAGUCAUACAUUAUCUAUUUAGAAAAGGUAACGAAAAAAAGGGCAAAGGAUUGGUCCUGCCUACGCCACCCAUCUAUUGGUUGUCCCUCAUGUCAAUCAUUGUUGAUGCGCUCAUGUAAUGCCAAUGUGUAUGCUUGGUCCAUGCAAGUUCCUCUUGCUGUCCAUGCGCACUUCUAGUGUUUAUGUAUCCAGUUAGCUUCAGUGUUAGCCCUUCAUUGUAGCUCCACUGCACUCUCUGUAUACU
This is a messenger RNA of Fundulus heteroclitus (mummichog), 4193 nucleotides long. RefSeq names its product gastrula zinc finger protein XlCGF57.1. Gene Ontology annotation, biological process: negative regulation of transcription by RNA polymerase II; regulation of immune system process; regulation of cytokine production. The transcript has 3 exons. Lineage: Eukaryota; Metazoa; Chordata; Actinopteri; Cyprinodontiformes; Fundulidae. The record is from RefSeq and is a predicted model, not a curated record. Gene Ontology annotation, molecular function: RNA polymerase II cis-regulatory region sequence-specific DNA binding; DNA-binding transcription factor activity, RNA polymerase II-specific. Bases 499 to 2499 code for a protein of 666 amino acids.